Messenger RNA from Morone saxatilis (striped sea-bass), 1241 nucleotides. Its product is annotated as beta-1,3-galactosyltransferase 2-like. The record is from RefSeq and is a predicted model, not a curated record. The transcript has 2 exons. NCBI's taxonomy places the organism in Eukaryota, Metazoa, Chordata, Actinopteri, Moronidae. The coding region runs from base 411 to 1241 and encodes 276 amino acids.
GCAGUUGUCUCUCUUUCAACACACACAGAAACAGGUGUGGUUCAUGUAAUAAAGGAGCAACAGCACAGGCUAAAGAAGACCUGUUCCCAGGGCCUCAAGAGGAUUUCCAAACAACACACACACACACAAACCAAAGGGGGGGGUGGAGCAAAUAAAGGUGUGGCUGCUCCUCAGGUAAAGGACUAUAGAGUGCUAUGGUUACAUGAAGCAGGAACCAGACUGGGAGAACACUCCUCAAUGAUCUUCGUCGCUCCAGUUUGUGGUAGCAGGCAGGUGAAGAGUCACACUUACCUGCAACUGAAAGCCAAAUGCUGCCAUGAAUUUUUGAGUGGAGAAACAUCCUGUAACUUUUUCUCUGCUACAUAUCUGAAAGGACGACAGCCUGCGUGUGCGGACGGGAGGACGUCAACAUGCUGGAGGGUGGCUUUGAGAAGGGAGGACACAGCCAGGUGAUGGUGGAUGUUGGGAAACCGGUGGAGAGCAGGCGGUGGUGUGGUUGGUCUCGGCGCCACUGCCUCUUCUUCAUCCUGGUGUUGGGUGCAGUUCUGUUCUUAUACAACACAAACAUAAAGGAAAUGUCGCCCAACUGGAACCAUAAAUGGUGGAGGCAAUACAUUCCUUUUAAAAGCCACCAACAAAAUGUAGUCCAUCAGAGCUCCGAACCUACUGGACCUGAACCUGAACCAGAGACUGCUGUGACCAACUCGUCUGCGCUCCCUCGUCCUGAGAACGCCAAGGGAACCAAUGCGACAGACUCGAGCGCUGCUCCGUUGCAACAGACUACAAAGGUGCAUCAGCAGAAAACUGAGCCACCAACGCCGGUUCCUUAUGUGUCUCCGGGGCUGUACUUGGUGGAAUACCCCUACGAGUACCGCUUCAUUAUAAAUGAACCAAAGAAAUGUGAGGAGCAGAAGCCGUUCCUGGUUCUGAUGGUCCCCGUGGCGCCCCACAACAAGGUGCAUCGUGACAUCAUCCGCAGCACCUGGGGAGGCGAGAGCUCUGUACAGGGCAAAGUGGUGAAGCUGUUCUUCCUGCUGGGGCUGUACACCGGAGAGGCAGCAAGGACUACACAGCCGGUCACAGCUUGCUGCAGAGAGCUAAGAGGCUCAAGGACCUGCAUCCAGAGCAGACUUCUAGGACUGCUACAAGCCCAUCUGACAAAGAUCUCAGACCAGUCGCCGGUACGAUGCCUGGGUGGCUGGACUCGCACUUGCUCCGGCCGGCUCCAUUACCGCCAAUGA